This is a messenger RNA of Bactrocera tryoni, 1129 nucleotides long. Its product is annotated as peptidoglycan-recognition protein LB-like. Lineage: Eukaryota; Metazoa; Arthropoda; Insecta; Diptera; Tephritidae. Gene Ontology annotation, biological process: peptidoglycan catabolic process. The coding region runs from base 114 to 851 and encodes 245 amino acids. The transcript is spliced from 3 exons. The record is from RefSeq and is a predicted model, not a curated record. Gene Ontology annotation, molecular function: zinc ion binding; N-acetylmuramoyl-L-alanine amidase activity.
CCUAAAAAGUGCGAUCAACGAAGCUAAAGUAACGGCACAGUUUAUUAGAUGCGAAGGAGAGAAACCACGAAAUAUUUGUGACAAGCGGCAUUCGAACUGGGAAAAUACUUAAAAUGCCGAGAAUUGCUGCAUUAUCAAAUCGGUUGUUGUCGCUGAUGCUGUUGGUGUACGUGGUCAUAAGGCUGCUGGACGGUGCACACGCAGCUCCAACCGCAGCCACCGGCACAAAGUCAUCAUCAGCCUUACUAAAUCCCAACGCCGAAAGCACAAGAAUUCACAUAAGUAGCGCCGCCGACAGCAGCAACAAAGCAAAAUUGAAUUUGAAAUGGACGUCACGCAGCGCCUGGCAGGCGGCGCCACCGCUACACACACCAACGCACACAACUCUGCCGGGUGGCGUAUCCUAUGUGAUCAUUCAUCACACUGCCACGCCAGCAAGCGCUUGUCGCAGCAACCUCAACGCCUGUGCAGCCACCGUACGCGCCAUACAGCGCAACCAUCAGCAGCAGCGCGGUUGGGAUGAUGUCGGUUACAAUUUCCUAAUCGGUGGCAGCGACGAACGCGCCGAGAUUUAUGAAGGGCGCGGCUUCGAUGUGGUGGGCGCACAUGCUGUCGGCUAUAAUUCGCGCAGCGUGGGUAUCGCGCUAAUCGGUGACUGGACAGACGACCUACCGCCACUCCCUGUGCUGGAUAAAUUGCAGCAGCUCAUAACUUACGGCACACAAAUGGGCCACAUACAACGCGACUACGUGCUGCUCGGCCAUCGCCAAGUGAAGUCGACAGACUGCCCAGGCAACCGGCUGUACAAUGCGCUCAAGGAAUGGCCGCACUACGAGCAACACGCCGUGUAAGGAUAUACCAUACGAAUGUGGUAGCAAAUAAUGCAUAAGAAGACUGACGAAGAUACGGACCUGCAGCGGCGGUAAUACGCGGAAGUGAAAUUAUUGGCAGAAAACUGCGUAUUGCAGAGAAGGACACUGAAUUUACAUGCUUUAAUUUAAUUGGUAUUUAUUCUUUUACAAGUUGCUUAUUGUGUGGGUAAUGUAAUGCCUUAAGUUUUAACAGUAUUUGUGCAGAAGAUUUGUAAAUUCAAAGAAUUCCGAAAAUAAAAUAAUUUAUCUUAAAAAGA